This is a messenger RNA of Penicillium manginii, 1251 nucleotides long. RefSeq lists its product as uncharacterized. NCBI's taxonomy places the organism in Eukaryota, Fungi, Ascomycota, Eurotiomycetes, Eurotiales, Aspergillaceae. The transcript has 6 exons. The annotation marks the transcript as partial. The record is from RefSeq and is a predicted model, not a curated record.
AAUUGGGACGUGGAUGAGUCUCCGUUUCAAUGUAUGCGUGCAGCCGCUGCGGCUCAUUCACUGCAGGGUACCACAUAUUUAGCUACGAACGGAAGUGACCGAAAUAUUCUCCAUGAAUUGGACUACUACGGUCAGAGGAUAAGAUAUCCUUCUUAUUUAUACAACAACCGUGACUCUAUUCGAUCGAUUGUCACUCAACAGCUUGGCUUAAAUUCUCUAGCAGAAUGCGAUAUCACAGACCCUGGACAGUGGAUGUGUGGCAGAUUCAAUGUUUGCAUUCCACUUGAUAUUCAUGGCCAGGCCGGAAUAUCCCCGAAAAGAUUGGAAAUGCUGCCAAUCCCGGAAACUCUGAUGAGAAAAUACUUUGUAAAGCUGGGACUUACGCGUGGCUCCAGGCAAAUUGCCCGGAUAUUACGAUCCCAAAUUUAUGGAAUUGGACUGGCUUCAGGUACAGCUUUAACUGCUCUUGAUAACCUAAAUUUUAUUCCACGCUCAGUAGAGAAACUACGGCGACUAGUUCUAGGUUGGUUUGGCUGUGCUAUCCCUUCUCAAUAUGUUCAGAUCAAGUACAAAGGACCCAUUUCUUUAAGGACAGGAUAUAUUCCGAUUGAGUAUAUUGAGCCAUCUCGAGGCAAGAAGCUCUCCGAAUCAUGGGGAGAAGGUCGUCAUGGCCCCCGACUACGCAAAACUCUUUUUCGUGGCCUCUCUCGCACUCUUCUCGCGCUCGCCCGCACGCUACUACCCAAAACUGGCUCCUUUAUCUUAGAUGAGAAAGAUUGUGUGAAGUUAGAAAAUCGGCCGCUCACCCUUCAGCUCCAGCAGCUAGAAAAUGAGCAAAUACCUGUCGAUAUUCCAAGGAAUACCACUUACACAUCUGCUGAUUCCUACAUCCAUGAUAUUAUAUCCUUUCACGACAGCCGUCUAUGCCAUAAACCAAACUCAAUAAACCAUCUUGAGGAUGGAUUUUAUCAAACAUCAGCUUUGAUGGUCAUGCGGAGUAUUUGUGACCAAGCAACCGACUCGAUCAGUUCAGAAAAGUACGGAGCUCUUCACAAAGAGUUCAUAGAGGAAGAAUCAAAAGAAAUAACGAUUUCCUCGCCCAAACCUCAUUCUGAUCGCGGAACAUUCUGGUACUCUCUCGCAUUGAACAGCCCUACAGCGCUUUUCAGUAUUUUCUACGAUCAUAUCCAACCACAAUUUUCUAACAGCCAUGGUGACUCAAACUUUUGGAUAAUCACUAUGCCUUAUUAG